Branchiostoma floridae (Florida lancelet) is the source of this 479-nucleotide messenger RNA. Its product is annotated as cytidine deaminase-like. Gene Ontology annotation, molecular function: cytidine deaminase activity; zinc ion binding. Gene Ontology annotation, cellular component: cytosol. NCBI's taxonomy places the organism in Eukaryota, Metazoa, Chordata, Leptocardii, Amphioxiformes, Branchiostomatidae. The transcript has 5 exons. The record is from RefSeq and is a predicted model, not a curated record. Bases 24 to 479 code for a protein of 151 amino acids.
GGGCAAAGGUCACAUUGAACAAAAUGGCAGAAAAAAGUGCGGCGUCUGCAGGUCUUACAGAUGAGCAGAUACAUGAGUUGGUACAGAAAAGCCACCAGGCCAAGCAGAGAGCCUAUGCACCUUACAGUAACUUCCGUGUAGGAGCAGCGUUACACACAGAGGAUGGAACAAUCUUCACUGGUUGUAAUGUAGAGAACGCUUCCUAUCCUCUGUGCUGCUGUGCAGAGAGAACAGCCAUCUUCAAUGCUGUUACAGAGGGCUGCAGGACAUUUAGAGCCAUGGCCGUGGCAACGGAUGUAGAGAGUGAGUUCCUGGCACCCUGUGGCAGCUGCAGACAGGUCAUGAGAGAGUUUGGAACAGACUGGACCGUAUACCUGACCAAGCCUGACCUGUCAUACCGGACCAUGACUGUGGGGGAGCUGCUACCAUGUAGCUUUGGUCCAGAUGAUCUCAACAAGCCAAAGGUCAAAGGGCAGUGA